AGCAGGCGGGAGGAGAGCGGCGGCGGUGGCGGGGUGGUGGUAGUGGAGGGAGGACGAGGCGAAUUAAAUCCCAUCCUUUCAGCACGCAUAUGAGCGGUGUCAGCGGGCGGUGAGGCAGGCUGUGAAUCCCUCCACCUUCCUCUGAUUUCGGUUCUUUUCUCCCCGGAGCGGACGGAGAGGUCUGGGACUAUGGAGGAUGUCUACCAUUACACCCGCAGCCCUGCCUGGGAGGAACUGGAGCCGGAGAAACUGCCGGCGUCCGCGGCGGGGAUCCAUGCCCAUGUGGUGGGGGCUGUCGCCGGCUCCGGUGGCGCGGACGAGUCCUCUGACAGCGAAGCGGAGCAGGAAGGCCCACAGAAACUGAUCCGGAAAGUGUCGACCUCAGGACAGAUCAGGAGCAAGACGAGUAUAAAAGAGGGAUUGUUGCUGAAACAGACCAGCUCGUUCCAGAGGUGGAAAAAGCGCUACUUCAAACUGAGAGGGCGAACUCUCUACUACGCCAAAGAUGCCAAGUCUGGCAGUGCCCUGGCACGCUGGCAGGAGCGGGCGCUACGCAGAGUGUCCAGGAGUCGCGUGUGCUGGCGAGUUCUGUCCGUGUGCUGGACGGGCGCGCGACGUUCCCCCCCACCUCUGGGUGCCAGCGGAUCUGAGGAAGGCCUAGUGAGAAUUCGGUCCCUUAUCUUUGACGAGGUGGACCUAUCGGAUGCCAGCGUUGCAGAGUCCAGCACAAAGAAUGUCAACAACAGCUUCACAGUGAUCACUCCGUUCCGUAGGCUCAUCCUCUGUGCCGAGAACAGAAAAGAGAUGGAGGACUGGAUCAGUUCGCUGAAGUCCGUCCAGUCCAGAGAACAUUACGAGACGGCACAGUUUAAUGUGGAACAUUUCUCAGGGAUGCACAACUGGUACGCCUGCUCCCAUGCACGGCCCACCUUUUGCAACGUCUGUAAAGAUAGCUUAUCUGGCGUCACGUCUCACGGCCUCUCCUGUGAAGUGUGCAAAUUCAAAGCCCAUAAACGCUGCGCAGUCAGAGCCACUAACAACUGUAAAUGGACCACCCUGGCUUCCAUAGGGAAGGAUAUAAUUGAGGAUGAGGAUGGGAUUGCCAUGCCUCACCAGUGGUUGGAAGGCAACCUGCCUGUCAGUGCCAAGUGUGCCGUGUGUGAUAAGACAUGUGGCAGCGUGCUGAGACUGCAGGACUGGCGCUGCCUCUGGUGCAAAGCUAUGGUGCACACAGCCUGUAUGGACCUAUAUCCUCGCAAGUGUCCUCUAGGUCAGUGCAAAGUCUCCAUCAUCCCCCCUACCGCGCUCAACAGCAUCGACUCAGACGGUUUCUGGAAGGCCACCUGUCCCCCAUCAUGUGCCAGUCCCCUCCUGGUCUUCGUCAACUCCAAAAGUGGCGACAACCAGGGAGUGAAAUUCCUACGACGCUUCAAGCAGCUCCUCAACCCAGCUCAAGUCUUUGACCUAGUCAAUGGUGGGCCACACCUCGGUCUGCGCCUGUUUCAGAAAUUUGACAACUUCCGGAUCCUGGUGUGUGGAGGCGAUGGAAGCGUGGGCUGGGUCCUCUCAGAGAUCGACAAACUCAAUCUACACAAACAGUGCCAGCUGGGGGUGUUGCCCUUAGGCACGGGUAACGAUUUGGCACGGGUGCUGGGCUGGGGUCCAUCGUGCGAUGACGACACCCAGCUGCCCCAGAUCUUGGAGAAGUUGGAGAGAGCCAGCACCAAGAUGCUGGACCGCUGGAGCAUCAUGACCUACGAGAUUAAGAUCCCACCCAAACACAGCUGCCCCACCACGCCUGAGGGAGCCGACGACUGCCAGUUUCACAUUUCAGCCUAUGAAGACUCAGUAGCUUCUCACCUCACAAAGAUCCUCAACUCUGAGCAGCACUCUGUGGUCAUCUCCUCUGCCAAGAUCCUGUGUGAAACAGUAAAGGAUUUUGUUGCCAAAGUGGGGAAAGCUUAUGAAAAGAGUACAGAGAACGCUGAGGAGUGUGAUACAAUGUCUCUCAAAUGUGCCAUCCUGAACGAGAAACUGGACUCCCUCCUCCAGACCCUCAACGCAGAGUGCCAGGCCCUGCCUCCACUGCCCCACUCCACCCCUCCCAUUGUGGAGGAGGAGCAGGAAGAGGAGGAGGAAGAAGAGGAGGCCAGCGAGGACAGCCUGACGGAGCUGAAGGAGAAGCUGGAGGAGGAGGAGACGGAGAAAGGAGGAGUGGGUUCCUCACACCAGCUGUUCAAAAGCAGGGAGCAGUUGAUGCUCAGGGCCAACAGUCUGAAGAAAGCUGUGCGACAGAUCAUAGAGCAGGCCGAGAGAGUGGUCGAUGAGCAGAAUGCCCAUACAGACGAUAGCGAGCUGCCAUCUCCCCUGGAGUUCAGAAAGGACAGCGAGGAGGAGAACAGAGACAGCGAGAAGGAUGAGGAUACUAAGGAACUGGAAGCAGUGCCAUCUGCUAAGAGUCCCUGUUCUCCAACGGAGAGGAGGGUGAGCCGCAGCACCCAGUCCUGUGGCUCCUUCACCAUCACCCCCUUCACCACCAGCAAGGAGAACCUCCCUGUGCUCAACACACGUAUCAUCUGCCCUGGCUUGCGGGCUGGUCUGGCUGCCUCCAUCGCUGGGAGCUCCAUCAUUAGCAAGAUGCUGCUGGCUAACAUCGACCCCUUUGGUGCCACACCCUUCAUCGACCCCGACCUCGACUCACUAGAGGGCUACAUGGAGAAGUGUGUGAUGAACAACUACUUUGGCAUCGGCCUGGAUGCCAAGAUCUCCCUAGAGUUCAACAACAAGCGAGAGGAGCAUCCAGAGAAAUGCAGGAGUCGUACCAAGAACAUGAUGUGGUAUGGUGUUUUGGGCACGAAGGAGCUUCUGCAGAGAACCUACAAGAACCUGGAGCAGAAGGUCCAGCUAGAGUGUGAUGGCCAGUACAUCCCCCUGCCUAGCCUUCAGGGGAUCGCAGUGUUAAACAUUCCUAGCUACGCAGGUGGGACCAACUUCUGGGGCGGCACCAAGGAGGACGAUAUCUUCUGUGCCCCAUCAUUUGAUGACAAGAUCCUGGAGGUUGUGGCUGUGUUUGGGAGCAUGCAGAUGGCCGUGUCCAGAGUCAUUAAACUGCAACACCACCGCAUAGCACAGUGUCGAACAGUGAAGAUUACUAUCCUGGGUGAUGAGGGGGUUCCCAUUCAGGUGGACGGCGAGGCCUGGAUCCAGCCACCUGGAGUCAUCAAGAUCCAACACAAGAACAGAGCUCAGAUGCUCACCAGAGACCGGGCGUUUGAGAACACACUGAAGUCAUGGGAGGACAAAUUAAAGUAUGAUAAGCCUCCUCUGCGGCCUCACCUCUACCCACAGCAGUCUGUGGAUCUGGCUACAGAGGAGGAGGCCGCCCUGGUGCAGAUGUGCGCCAGAGCUGCAGAGGAGCUCAUUACAAGGAUAUGUGAGGCUGCAAAGACCAAUGGGCUGUUAGAGCAGGAGCUGGCUCAUGCUGUUAAUGCCGCAUCUCACGCCAUCAACAAAACACACCCCAAGUUCCCAGAGAGUCUGACGAGAAACACAGCUAUAGAGGUGGCCAGCACUGUUAAGGCUCUGUACAACGAGACAGAGUCACUUCUGUUGGGCCGAGUCUCUCUGCAACUGGACCCACCAGAGGAGGAGCAGCUGUCCAAUGCUCUGCAGAGUGUGGAGCUGGAACUGGGCAAACUGGGAGAGAUCCCCUGGCUCUACCAUAUACUGCAGCCCAAUGAUGAGGAGGAACACUCUCUGGGUUACGGCAAGAGGAACAGUCGCAGCAGCAUGUUUCGCAUAGUGCCCAAGUUCAAGAAGGAGAAGGCAGCAAAGAAGACGAGCCCUCAGUCAGUGGAGAGAUGGGGCACAGAGGAGGUGGGCAUCUGGCUGGAACAGCUGAGUCUGGGGGAGUACAGAGACACCUUCAUCCGACACGACAUCCGAGGCUCGGAGCUGCUGCACCUGGAGAGGAGGGACCUGAAGGAUCUGGGGAUAUCGAAAGUGGGUCAUAUGAAGAGAAUUCUCCAGGGAACUAAAGAUCUGGCCAAGGCCUCCAUGGUUGACCUCUAACCCGGAAGCAGACGCUACCCGAGAGGGGAAACAAACAUUCCCCUUACAUCAGUGGGACAGAUUGGGAGCACCGUAGGCAGUGAAGGAGAUAGGUAUUCAAGGACAGCUGGAUUUGUAUCCCCCUGCUGAGAAAGCCUUUGUGAUGUUGUUAACAAGAUACAUUAGUGUGUUUGUUUGUGCUUUGGUGCCAAAAUGACAGUCAAGAAAGCCGAUGGAAGUGCAAAAGGAAGUCAUGGAUCUUUACAAUAAAAGCCAUUUCUAAGUUAAUAUCAAUUCAUAGCACACAAUCAGGUAUGCAACUAACCAUACUGUUGACAGUUGACUUGUCGGAGUUAACAAACUAGUAGCAAAACCAGGACUUCCAUGAGUUUGGGUUUGGUAGUGUGUAAAAAUGGGAUGUUUGCUGGAUCUCUGCCUCACUUUACAGAGCUGCAGAUGCAUUAAGGAAAGUGUCUGUUGAGUGAAGACAGAGAGGAUGAACUUGUAACAUCAGUCUAGUUGGGAAUCUGGUAGGCGUGGUGUCUGAAAACAGUAGCAUACUGUCGCAUGCUAUGCUUGCUCAACUUUUACAUAUGUUUAAUUGCAUGAUUAGUGUCUUGAUUUUUUUUGUGUGCAAAAUAACACUUGAACAAGUUUUACAUGACUUAAGUAUUAUGAUGCCAUUUGUUACUACUGAAAGCAUCCUUUUUGGUCUAAAUCAAGUUUUUUUCUAGCUUUAAUUUAUUCUGUUUGCAUGACAAUGGCGUGUCUAAGAUUUGUGUGAUAAGUGCCAUAUUUUCAUUCAUUUAUAGUGUAAAUCGUGCUUUAUUGGUAGACAUAAGAAGUUUUUAAAAAGCUGUCGACGGGGUAUGAAUAUGUGGAGUGAAAAUCUGUACCAAAGUGAAUGUCGAAGAAAUCAUCUGGUCGGUCACACCAACAGGGCAUACGCCUGAUAUUAAGCAAGGUCUAUUGUAACUCGGCAUUGUAAGUCCGCCCUGAUAGUUACAGCAGUUGCACCAUCUGACUUAAGCCUUCUUCUUGCUAAGACCAGCGUAAAUCUACCUAGAAGCAGGUGUAAAAUUCAAAAUCACUUUAUAAAUCACUAUAAAUUGACGUUUUCAGUGGAGGACCCCGCCAGUUAGGUGGAUUUUUCUUAAAGAAAUGGCUUCCUUUGCCUUGCUCAGAUUGUCUUUACCCUUUUCCAUACAUCAUUGUCUGAAUUAAGGCUGUCUGAGUCUGAACAAUCAUUGUUUGCUUUUGAGGUUGCAUUUUCCUUUUCUUUUAUCCUCCAUAAUGCUGCCACAAAUCACAAAUGAUUAGCUACAAAUUAGCAUACAGCAGGAGAUUGUUACCGAUGUAGGAUAGACAACAGCCAUAGUUGCGUGGGCAUUCACAUGGCAUCACUAAGAUGGGGCGUAUUUAAGACUAGGCUAAAGUCUGGUUGGUGCAACCGACAUAAAGUCCAUUCUACGGACCGGGCUUAACAAAGACCGACUUAGCAGUCAGGACCAAGCUUAGUAAAGAUCAGUUGGUGCAACCCAUCCCAGAUGACUUUGUUCAAAUCGCACCUCUCAAUUUUAUAGUACAGUUAGGUCUUAGUUCUUAAAUCCAUUUAUCAAAAAGGAUUAGUAUUAGCCAGGAAAGGAGUAAAAGUGUUGGUGUGAAGCCAACCACAUAUACUGUAGGGUCGUUGAGUUUUUUUUAAGGAAUGCUUAAGAGGCACUUUUUACUUCUUGCUUUAUGCAAGUGCAAAUUCUCAUAUCAUUACAUAGAAUUAACAGUUCACCUCAACUUUUUAACUUUUGGCAAUUGAUCACAGUAUUUAACACUAAUGAGGAUAGGAGUUAGAUAUCGGUUUGAAUAUGUAAUAGCGCAGUUGAUCUGCAGUCUGUAUAGCAUUGUUCAAGUGCAGCUUUUUAUUUUCUCUUCAACUUACAAGUGAGACGUUGAUAGAACACUACUUUUACUUGUUAGUUUCUUUUAAGACUGGUGGCAUUACAGGGUAUAUUUCUAUAUGUGAUGCUUAGUUUGUAUAUAUAUAUGCACUGUAUAUACAGUAUACCAGUGUAUGCAAACAAUGUUUGUAAGUGUUGUAGUCUAAUGCAUUUGUAGAUUGCUGACAUGGCAUGCAUUGUCAACAGCUUACACAUUUGAUUGUGUAUAUUACACCAUAACAAUUGUGUUUUGUUCUAAUCUCUUGUACAUGAUUAAUGCUGUUGUAUUCUAAUGAUGGUGCAAUAUUUUAUCUCUUGUUUUGAUACUGUCUCUGCAGCUUUCUGACAUGAUGUUUCUCAGUGCGGGAAAAACCUCAAAAGGGUUUCUUAUGUACAUGUACUCCUCCUCAAGGUUUUGGGUAUUAGAUUUUAAAAGUUAAGACCCUGUAGACAGACUGCUUUUUCUUACGGACUCCAAAUUUCUUCCAGCGGUUCACUAGUUUGUAGUUUUUGCUCCUCCGUGCUUCCAAGAUGAUACUCUAAAAGCAGGAUUGUGUCAGUGAAUGAGUAGAAUGGCAGACAUGACUGUUGUGUUAAUAUGUAUCACAAUGUAUUUGUGUGCGUUUGGGUGUGUCUACUACAACAUGCAUAUUGUACCUUAUCAGCAAUUGUGAACUUACCAUUGCCAACUCAUUUUAUCAUGUCAUUUCAACUCUGAUAAUUUAGUUUUCCCCUUUGGAGUAUAAUUUGCUGCUUGUAUGUUGGUUUCAAUCCUUCCCUCUCAGAGUAAUUUGUUUAAAAACCAAUUUAAUUUUUUCCUCCUAAAUAUUGAGUGCUAAAAUCUUUUUAAAUUCUAAAUUAUGAUAGAAUGUGUUGUGAUUAAGGGGCUGAAUUGACAGUAGUCAUGUAUUGUCUUUAAAAUUCCAACAGGGGGCAAUCUAUUACACGUCUUCAGUCCCAGACUCACACAUCAAUCAGCACGAUUUUACUGCUGCUUAUGUCAGUUGUGUUCAGUAUAGUGGAGUGUUGCUCAUUGGCAUGCAGAAAUCUAAGUCUAUAAAUCAUUAUCACAUACAUACUAAUGUUGGCCCUGGAACUCAUAACCAAAGAUUGGUGUUAGGUAUAAACCACACAUUUAUAAUCAUCAGAGACUCUUUCCCAUUUUGUUGCACCUCUGCCUGACUGAAGAUCAUUUAGUCCCAUGGACAGAACUUUGCCUUUCAUUUAUUUACUAGUUCAGACUCAUUGUUAACUAUCGGAUGACAUUUGGCCAGAACCUCUGGAUAUAGGGUUCACUCAAUCUCAAGCAUUGUGGCCCCAGAGUCCAGAAUGCUUGACCUUUCCAUACAAAGUGGAAGUAGCCACCUCUCUCCCUUCGCUGUGUUUCCCAGUGGUCUGUAAAUAUUGCUGCAAACUGCCUGGUUUUCAAAAAACCAACGAAACCCAUGCAAGGAUCUGAGAAAGACAGGAUAACAUAGUCUUUGACAUGGCUCCCAAAGUAAUGGGAGAAGAGUGAGUUUCAUUUGUUUACAUUAUGUUUACAAUGGCACAGUUUUCAUUUUUAAGAAUAUAUAUGUAGGUAUAAAAAAUAUUUGCAUAUUUAUUGCCUAAGGUUAAAUGAUAUGGUGUGUAUUGUGUUUUCACAUUUGGAAUAUAAUGUUACAGUUGUCACCUGUAUUACUAUCUGGAUGAUUUUGGUAAAGUAGUUGAUCAUUUUUAUGACUACUAAGUGACUGUUUUCUGUGCCUUUUUAUGGUUAGAAUGCAUGGUUAACUAUUUAUUACAAUUUGGAGUCACUGAGAUGUGUAUUUUUGUAUUCUGAAUAAAUAAAUGGUUCAGCUUUUGUUGUAAAUUUUUAAGGUGCCUUAAAGUAGGCUACCUGUUCAUAUCUCUCUUCUUCAAUAAAACCAAAUACAUAUGCA
This is a messenger RNA of Dicentrarchus labrax (European seabass), 7906 nucleotides long. RefSeq names its product diacylglycerol kinase, eta (gene dgkh). Gene Ontology annotation, molecular function: protein binding; ATP-dependent diacylglycerol kinase activity. The transcript is spliced from 31 exons. Lineage: Eukaryota; Metazoa; Chordata; Actinopteri; Moronidae. The coding region runs from base 190 to 4071 and encodes 1293 amino acids. The record is from RefSeq and is a predicted model, not a curated record. Gene Ontology annotation, biological process: intracellular signal transduction; lipid phosphorylation; diacylglycerol metabolic process.